AUGGCAGGCGACUGUGCUCCAGAACACUGCCCGCCCGGAAACGCCGUGCUGCUAGCCUUGUUCGCCCUCCUCGUUCCAGUCACCGUCGUCUUCGGCCACCGCUUCAAGACACCGUUGUUCGCAUCCGCCUUGACCACGGGGCUCUUGCUCGAGGUCCUCGGCUUCGUUGGGCGCGUCCUACUCUUUCGCAAUGUCGCCGACAGGAGCUAUUUUGCCCUGUCCCUCGUUGGAACAGUCUUGGGGCCAACCUUCAUUGCAGCCUCCCUCUUUCUCGUUCUGCCGCACGCCGUCUCAUUAUAUGGGCCCAGAGCCUCCUCCAUCAGGCCCAAGCACAUCGGCCUAGGAUUUGCAGGCCUGAUACUGAUCGCCGGCAUCUUGGAAAUCAUCGGCGCUGUGUUUGCAGCUUUUGCCAUUAUAGGGCAAGGCAAUAGUCAGGCCGCUGCGUUGAUACUCUUCAUCUUCACGCACCUCUGGCUCGCCAUUAGUUUGAGCGGCGAACGAGAGAAGCUGGACCCAAAGCACGCCCGAGUUUAUCGAUCCUCUAGAUUCAAGCACUUCUUGCUCGCAACCGGGAUGGGCGGUCUCCUCUCUCAGCACGAAAUCGCAUUCAUGCUCGUCAACGGCCUCGUCCCUCUUCUCGCCUGCAUCAUCCUCACCGCUUUCCCCCCAGGCGCCGCCUUCGGCACGGCAUGGGGCUCAACUUCCCCUCGUUUCCGCUCCAAACAUAACCUCCAGCCGUUACCCUUGCCUCUUCGCUCGCCCAAGUCUCCCUACGACCACCACUACCGAGACAGGCGCACCAGCCCCCUUCAACAGGCCGGCUUUUACAACACGUCUGAGAAACAACAGCAACAGCAGCAGCAGCAAGAGACCCCGACUUCGGCUGGGUCGAUGCCUCUGCACGAGUCCACCAUGGCCACAGCGAUCCGAAACAACCCCGUGACACAGACGACGACGCAGCAGCCCACCCCCGUGGCCACGACACAGAAACACAGCCCCACGUACUGGAGGGAGCAACAAUAUCACCUACAGUACGGGAAGCCUAGCCCCACGUCCCCUCAUUCGGUGAGCCAACAGUCGCCCUCGCAAAGCCCGACUUUCCCGACAGGAGGUCAACAGCAACAGCAGCACAGUCCUGGGUUGGCUUCGGAAUACUCGCCAUUUACUUCCUCGCGGAGGACGAGUAUGAAGCCUCAGGCCACGCCGAAACAGUUGGUAGAUAGUGACAGCUUAUGGUGA
Molecule: messenger RNA, 1239 nt
Organism: Sodiomyces alkalinus F11
Lineage: Eukaryota; Fungi; Ascomycota; Sordariomycetes; Glomerellales; Plectosphaerellaceae
Exons: 5
Coding region: 1-1239 (412 amino acids)
Cellular component (GO): fungal-type vacuole; plasma membrane
Source: RefSeq, a predicted model, not a curated record